This is a messenger RNA of Microstroma glucosiphilum, 1741 nucleotides long. RefSeq lists its product as hypothetical. The transcript has 2 exons. Lineage: Eukaryota; Fungi; Basidiomycota; Exobasidiomycetes; Microstromatales; Microstromataceae. The record is from RefSeq and is a predicted model, not a curated record. Bases 456 to 1544 code for a protein of 362 amino acids.
CUCUUCCACACCUUACAUCAAGAGCUAUGACUAUCACGGCUCAUCGGCAGCUCUGGCCAGAAGAAGCGAAGCGGUGGCAAUGUAGAGGCUGGUAGAUCCGCCAAGAGACCCGCGCAGGACUCGUCGGCGUGAGGCAGGCAGGCGAGGGAGAAAUGGUGGAGUAGGUGUGCUCUCGGCCCGGUGCUCCGCUUAGGCGUGGCAGUGACACAAUCAGUGGGAUGCAUCGACACCUGCCUGGGUCGCUCCAAAUGCUCCAAGGCAGAGGCUAGUGAACCUUCUUCUUAAAGAAGGGGACCUCGGGCUCUAUUUCCUCCGACCUCUCCUUCCUCACCACCCUCUCUCUCUCUACACCCACCCACCACCUAAGCCUACCUGCCCCACCUUACUCGAGUUUACUCUCCGUAGAAUAGUACAUAGCCCCAAGCCUAAUCCCACUACUCUAUCAUAAUUUCACCAUGAAGCUGCUCACACUCGUAUCCAUCGCCCUCGCACUGGUCAGAGCCACCUUCACCUCCGCCGCUCCCUUCGAAGCACGCGAGGUACCUGGGGUUAUCGGUACUACUUGGACCUCCAAGGAUGGGACGACUGGUGGCUCUGCUCUCAAUGCCACGACACAGUAUCCGGACCAUGAGCAGGACAUGGACAUGGACACUGAUAUCGAUCGCGACUCGGGAUUCAAGUACGGCCGCGUUGGCACUACUCUUCCGGACGAGAUUGGCACCGUCGAAGAAGGACAAGUGAGUGUGGAGAAGAUGCCCAAGAAGACACACGGAGACAAGAACGAGUCGAAGAGCGACAAAGACACCUCCAAGUCCAAGGUCAAGUCGAAGUCGAAGACCAAGGGCGCCCACAAGUCCAAGAACGGCAAGAAGUCUUCUAGCUCCCGCAAGCACACGCAAAAGACUUCCGACCCCUACGCCACUCCCUGGCGUGCCAGUGUCCCCGACAAUGAAGCUCGCACUUUUGAGACCUACGAUGACGGACCUAACACAGCUGCUGCUAAGCAAGACACCAAGUGGAGAGAUCAAGUCGUCACCCUGACCCUCACGGAGCGAUACUCCUCGACGGCUACCGCCACGGAUGUCGUCACGGUUGCUGUCGAGACGGUUCUUCAUGAGAAGUCUAAGGCUAGCAAGACGAAGAAAGCUGAUCAGGACGCAGAGGCUACGCUGUCUGAGUCUGGUGAAAAGGCAGAGAAGUCUACUGUGGCAAAGACGAAGGCGCACCACGUUCACCACAAGCACCACACUACUGCCACCGCCAGCGCUACUUCCAAGUCUAAGUCCAAGAGCAAGGCCAAGGACAAGGUCAAAGCCAAGCCCAAGGCAUCCUCAGCUGUUGACGAUGACGAAGACGCAGAGGCCGGAGAGAAAGGCGCCGACGCCGACGCCGACGCCGGAGCAGCUACCACGGUGUACAAGACUCGCUACACGACGAUCACCACUGUCACGACGGUACCUGCCCAUGCUACUCCUGACCACAAGGCCAAGUCAAAGUCAGAGUCAAAGUCGAAGGAGGAUGAGGACGACGACGAAGAGGAGUGAGGAGAGAAUCGGUCUCAGGGUUCCCUCCAACCAAGGCCUCCGCUCCUCCCAUCACCAUCGUCUUCUCUCCGCGCUCAUUGCCCCUCUGGGUGUCCUUUCACUGCUUCUCUCUUCUCCAUGGAUUCCUCAUCACUUCCCAUUUCCCAUCUUGUUGUACAUCUAGCAUCUUUGCAAUCCAUUCUAUCUACUGUUUCAUG